Molecule: messenger RNA, 413 nt
Organism: Ostrinia furnacalis (Asian corn borer)
Lineage: Eukaryota; Metazoa; Arthropoda; Insecta; Lepidoptera; Crambidae
Product: fructose-bisphosphate aldolase-like
Exons: 4
Coding region: 111-413 (100 amino acids)
Biological process (GO): glycolytic process
Molecular function (GO): fructose-bisphosphate aldolase activity
Source: RefSeq, a predicted model, not a curated record
ACCUUUGGGUUGUGCGUUCGCUACGUUUUAGCUCAAUUUGACAGUAGUUCAACUGAGUUGCGGUUCGGGAGUGUCUGUGUCUUGUCUCCAUAGUUUUUACCAAUACCACAAUGAGCACCUACUUCCAGUACCCGACCCCCGAGUUGCAGGAGGAGCUGAAGAAGAUCGCGCAGGCGAUCGUCGCUCCCGGCAAGGGUAUCCUCGCUGCCGAUGAGUCCACUGGAACCAUGGGCAAGCGUCUCCAGGACAUCGGCGUGGAGAACACCGAGGAGAACCGCCGCAAGUACCGCCAGCUCUUGUUCAGCACUGACCCGUUACUCGCGAGUGUCUCACUAGCGUUAAAACGAGAGAAGCAGACGCCGAGUCGGAGCUGCUCGGCUGUUCCCGCCAACAUCCGCCGCACGCGCAUCUAA